Molecule: messenger RNA, 1901 nt
Organism: Mangifera indica (mango)
Lineage: Eukaryota; Viridiplantae; Streptophyta; Magnoliopsida; Sapindales; Anacardiaceae
Product: SKP1-like protein 21
Exons: 10
Coding region: 583-1731 (382 amino acids)
Biological process (GO): SCF-dependent proteasomal ubiquitin-dependent protein catabolic process
Cellular component (GO): nucleus; cytoplasm
Molecular function (GO): cullin family protein binding
Source: RefSeq, a predicted model, not a curated record
UGUGGGCGGGCGUUUUGACGUCUUAUCGGACCCUCGCUCGCUUGAGACAGCGACGCGAGGCGCACCACAUUCACAGAGAAAAUCUUCAAACAGAGAACAUAUAGUUUUCCGGUUACACAUAUAUAAAUAUUUAUUUUUGUUAUUUAAACCUUUAAAUUUGAUUUUCUCUGUUAUUUAUCCAUUGUAAGGUCGCCGACAACCGCCAAAUCUCUGCAAUUCAAAGCGGACUCUUCCAGUUAUUACUUUCUCUUCUCGAAGCUGAAAGUUAAGUUUUGUGAGCAAGCUGGAUGGUGUGGAGUAUUUUUUUUCUGAUAACUAUACCAGUUUGAUGAUGCAGCUUAAGAAAGUUCAUGAAAACUGCUGCUGGCAUCAAGGUCCAAGGAAUUGAGUAUUUUUCUUUUUUAUUUCUAUUAGCAUUGUGGAAACCUUCUUAUAAAUUUGAGAAUCUUUAUUACUUGAGAAGGGUAAAGCUCUCAAUUGAUCUGGUGGAUCUAAACUUCUGACGUUCAAAGAAGGAAUCAUACAACUCAUUCUGCAAAGGAUCUCUAUAAGUGCUUCUAUUGUUGAUUCAAAUACUGUCAAAUGUCAGAAGUCAAUAUGGCAGUCAUUAAACCUGAGAUGAUGAAGUCCUACAUCUGGCUCCAAACAACUGAUGGUUCUAUCCAACAAGUGGAACAAGAGGUUGCCAUGUUUUGUCCCAUGAUAUGUCAUGAAGUAAUACAAAAGGGAAUGGGAUCAUCUAAGAGUUAUGCAAUAUCUCUUCCACAACGAGUCAAUCCUGCCACAUUGAGCUUGAUUUUUGAUUAUUGCAGGUUUCAUCAAGUGCCAGGCCGAUCUAACAAGGAGUGCAAGACUUUUGAUGAAAAGUUCAUUCGGAUGGAUACAAAGAGGCUAUGUGAGUUGACAUCAGCUGCUGAUAGUCUCCAAUUGAAGCCUUUGGUUGAUCUUACUAGUCGUGCACUUGCACGAAUUAUUGAAGGGAGAAGCCCUGAAGAGAUACGUGAGAUAUUUCAUUUGCCCGAUGAUCUUACUGAGGAAGAGAAAUUGGAGCCUCUGAAAAAUACUACUGAUGAUCCACGGAUUCGACUUCUAAACCGUCUGUAUGCAAAGAAGAGGAAAGAACUGAAGGAAAGAGAUAAAUUAAAGAUUGUUGACGUUGGAGAAGACCGUGUGGAUGAUCGUUCAGUUGAUGACCUUUUGUCGUUUAUAAAUGGAGGAGGAGGUAUCAAUUCUAAAGGGAUUAGAACUUCCAAGAAUAAAAAGAAGCAUCAAAGAAAAAAAGAUCAACAGAAGAGUGCCUCUGCUGAUGUAACCAUUAAAACCCACAGUCAGGAUUCAAAUGGGCUUAAUACUUUAUGCCAUUGUGCUGAGGUUGGUAAUGAAUUGAGGCCUGAUCAAGGAGAGACAUCAAAUACACAAGAUGUUGAGGAUGAUAUUUUUGCUAGGAAGUCUGAGUUUGAUGAUGGUUACGUGGAUGAUGAGAUUGAUCCAGCAUUAAAGGAAAAAAUAGAUAGGGAGGUAGAAGAUUUUGCCCGGAGACUGAAUUCUGACUGGCCUGAAAGGAUGCAAGAGAUGCUAUCUUUGGGUCCAGAAAUAAGGCCGUUACAUUAUUCUGCCAAUGGAAAUGGUAGAAAAUAUGCAAAAAACCAGAUGAGGAGCAGAAAUGAUAUCUCCCCAGAUUGGCCACAUGGCUGGAACAAUUUUGAUCAGAUGCUUAUGCAGAUGGUUUAGUGGCGUCUAAAGAAUUGGUAUUGUCAUUAAUGUCUACAUGUAAGUUUUUCAAUUUAAUUUUUUAAUUUGUUUUCUUGGUUGUGCUUGGCCAAUUUGCAAUUUUGAUUGAAAAGGGCAACCACUUUGUAUUUUAUCGGGAAACAACUAAUAAAGAAACUGUAUUUCUGAAA